Messenger RNA from Dioszegia hungarica, 2490 nucleotides. RefSeq lists its product as uncharacterized. The record is from RefSeq and is a predicted model, not a curated record. Gene Ontology annotation, biological process: transmembrane transport. The transcript has 11 exons. NCBI's taxonomy places the organism in Eukaryota, Fungi, Basidiomycota, Tremellomycetes, Tremellales, Bulleribasidiaceae. Gene Ontology annotation, cellular component: brush border membrane. The coding region runs from base 1 to 2490 and encodes 829 amino acids. Gene Ontology annotation, molecular function: transmembrane transporter activity.
AUGGCGCAAACUCCACCUAGCAAGAUCCGCCUCCCUCCUCUCCCCUCCACCGCCGAUUUCUCCGAUAAUGCCAUCGCCGACUCCCCCUCCGCGUCCACAUCCGCCUCGGACGCUCGGUCGCCAUCGUACUUUACAGGCGGGAGCGUGCCUAUGCCUCGUCGAUCGGCUAGGCAGUCGUUUGCUACGCAACGAACAAGAAGAGGGAGUAGGGGGACAGUACUCAUCCACGACGAUGUGGAAGAUAUCAAGCUGCCGAGUUUGGUGCCCGGGAUCAGGCCGGCUUAUUCCACCCCAUUGCCUGGAUUGCCGAUGGUGGUGUUGUCAAUAGCGAUGCUCUCGGAGCUCCUGGCGGCAAAUCUGUGUACCCCUUUCAUUCUCAAGAUGGUAGAAGGUUUCUACCUCGCCGAUGGGUAUGAGAAGAACUCAGAGACCGAGGCGGAAGUAGGAUUGUGGACAGGCAAUCUUAUCUCGGUCUUCUUCAUCACCCAAUUCUUCACCAGUCUGCUCUGGAGUAGUAUCGCGGACAGACACGGUCGAAGAGCUGUCAUUGUUGCUUCGCUGGCGGGAAGUGCGGUGGCACUGAUUAUCUUUGGUACUUCCGAGUCUCUGCCAGAAGCAAUCUGUAUCCGACUCAUCCAGGGCAUCUUUGGUGGAGCUGUCGGAGUGUUCCGAGGAUCUAUCCGUGAUAUCACGGACGACACGAAUGCUUCUCGCGCUUAUGCCGUUCUGGGCUUCUCAUGGGGUUUCGGCGGUGUCAUGGGACCUAUCCUCGGCGGCAACUUCGAGUCCCCUGCCCAGAACUGGCCGGGUACUUUCCUCGCUAAUUUCCCGCUCUUCCGCUCUUUCCCAUACAUCCUGCCUACAAUUCUCGGCGCCCUCAUCCUCUUCGCCGGGGCCAUCAUGGCGUGCUUCCUCUCAUGGGACGGUGGUGUGCGAGGCGGAUCUCGAAUCACUCUUCCGGCCGAAAAGGACGAAGCGCUCGUACCCGUUCCUGACGAUGAUGGAACGCCUUUACGCCCCGUCUCGCCCGCACCGAGCCAUGGGACCGCCGUUCCGAGCAUGAGAGGUCAUCGGGAUAUGCUCAGUCCCGGGAUGGCGGAGACUGCUGCGGGAGGUGCAGGGUAUCCUGGGUUGAGUCAGCAGGUCCCGCAUGCGAGGCGAGAUAGUCGAGCGAGUCUGGGGACGGCGUAUGGGUAUGGUGGUAUUCGAUCAAAGCACCCGACGUUGGCGGCGCGGGCGGCACUUGAUGCUGCUCGUCGUGUAUCGACCGCCGAUGGUCCAGAUGACGGCGAGGACGAGGAAGAGCAGUCUCGACCGCUCAACUUUGCUCAGAAACUGCUACUUGCCAACGAAGAGAACACCUUCAACAUCAACGACCUCUGGGUCUCGGCUGCGGUCGCGCAAGACUCGGCCGUCUUUGACGAUGACGAGGAGUAUGACAAUCGUUCCGACGAGGAAGGCGAUCGGACCGAUAACGCCACCGAAUCCAACCACAGUACACCGCAGCCAUCGCCCAGUCUCGCUCCGCCUAGCAGCUACGGUCGCACCACCGGUCGAGCCGUCUCUGGCCGUCGUGUCGCCAGCUCCAGCCUCCAGCGUACCCUUCCAGGACACCGCCUCUCUGUCUCUCACGGUGGACGCCGGUUCUCCACUGCGUCAGGCAACAUGCCUGCCAUCUUUGCGAAUACGGGUCUGCGCACUCCGCCCGCUAGUAUCCGAUUCGGACACAGCCCGAACGCUGAGGCGAACGAAGAGGACCCAUUCUUCUCGACUCCAGCGCCGAGGAUGGGAGGUCUUAGUGUAAUCGCGGAGAGGCCGUCAGCUAGAGAGACCACGCCGUUGAGUCCGGGCGCACAGGUUAUGGAGAAGCAGCCGAGCUCGUGGUCGCUCUUGCCAAAGAUGAUGAUUCUGCAGUAUGGAAUGCUCGCUUUCCAUAAUACCACGCACGACCAAGUCUUCCUUUCCUUCCUCACCACCCAAUACAAGUCAGGCGGUAUCGGCCUCAACCCCGCCAACUUCUCCUUCCUCAUCGCCAUCAUGUGCCUUUUCCAACUGGUGUACCAAUUCUGGCUCUACCCUCGGCUCGGCCCCCCUCUUGGCAAGUUCUCACAUCUCCAGAUGUUCCGCCUCGGGUGCAUGUUUUACAUCCCGUCGUACAUGGCAUUACCGCUGCUUCGGGCUUUUGCGAGUCCGGAUCAGAGUGGAGGGUUCUUGAUUAUGACUUGUAAUGCCGUGCGAUACUGCGGCGGUACCCUCGCCUACACCUCCGUCAUGGUCCUCGUCAACGCCAUGUCCCCACCCAACGUCGUCGGCCUCUCGAACGGUCUGGCGCAGUCCACCGUCUCGUUCGCCAGGUUUUUUGGACCCGUCAUUGGCGGAGCGCUCUGGUCUAGCAGUAUCAAUGGCAAUCCGGAGGGAUACGCGCAUGGGUUUUACAUCUGUACAGCGCUGUGUGCGGUGCAGAUUGCGGGAUCAUUCUUGAUUCGGUAG